Iphiclides podalirius (scarce swallowtail) is the source of this 258-nucleotide messenger RNA. The record is from the annotation of a GenBank genome assembly. Lineage: Eukaryota; Metazoa; Arthropoda; Insecta; Lepidoptera; Papilionidae.
AUGGUGGUCCGUUGCCCGUCGAGAGUCCGCGCUCAGCGUUUUCAACGCGGCUCGAGCUCGAAUCGCCGUCCCAAAGUGCCAGCGAGUAGUCGUUCUAUUUUCGUCCUCCCCUCGACGUCGGCGCGUGCGCACUACGAGGAGAUUUGCUCAAAGGAGUUUAAUGCACUGAAACGCCGACGCCUGUCAAUCUCUAUGUACAGGCGCACGCUCUUUUGGGACGUUCGACACUUUCUUAUGUGCGAGCUUCACGCAAGUGAU